UUCACUCAUUUUUCUCCAUCUGCUUCACAUUCCAAGAUUUUGUUGAGCCCAGUAACACCACCACCACACCUAAAAGCUAAAACCCUAGCGUUUUCUCCUCCUCUUCUUCUUCAUCUAUAUAAACCUCCAUUACCCCUCUGGUUUUUUUCAGGGUUUAAAUAGCUUUAGUAGCUGGAAAAAAAACAAUGGAGCUUUGUGUACCUCAAACCUUCUCGAAUCUUCCAAAUUAUAGGAUUAGUAAUCGAGCUCAACUCCAAUGGAGACCCUCUUUACUACUCAAAAAACCCUCAAAAUCUCGAUUCAAUUCAGGAUCAUUUUACCGUAAAGGCUCAGCUGUUAGAACAAAAGCAGAGACAGAGGCUUAUGAGUUAUAUGUACCUCCUACAGUUGAGGAGAAAGACGAUGAAUCUGUUAGAUCAAAAGCAGAGACAGAGGCUUAUGAGUUAUAUGUACCUCCUCCUACGGUUGAAGAGAAAGAUGAUGGAGCUGUUAGAUCAAAAUCAGAGGAAGAGGCUUAUGAGUUAUAUGUACCAGCUACAGUUGAAGAGAAAGACGACGGAGCUGUUAGAUCAAAAUCAGAGGAAGAGGCUUACGAGUUAUAUGUACCUACUACAGUUGAAGAGAAAGACGACGGAGCGGUUAAGAAUGGAGCACCAGUAGAAGAUUCUAUGACUGACAAAGACACGGAUGCUUAUGCAUCUUUGAUAUCCGAGCCUCCUAAAGUCGAAGAGAAAGAUGAUGGAGCUGUUCAGAAUGGAGCACCAAUUGAAGACUCUAGUAAAGACAAAGAGACAGAUGCUUAUGCGUCUUUGAUAUACGAACCUCCUAAAGUUGAAGAGAAAGAUGAUGGAGCUGUUCAGAAUGAAGCACCAAUUGAAGAUUCUAGCAAAGACAAAGAGACAGAUGCUUAUGCAUCUUUGAUAUAUGAACCUCCUAAAGUUGAAGAAAAAGAUGAUGGAGCUAUUCAAAAUGGAGCACCAAUAGAAGAUUCUAGUAAAGACAAAGAGACGGAUUCUUCUGCAGAUUUCAUAUAUGAACCUCCUAAAGUUGAAGAGAAAGAUGAUGGAGCUGUUCAGGCUGAAGCACCGAUAGAAGAUUCUGGGAAUGAUAAAGAGACGGAUGCUUAUGCAGCUUUGAUAUAUGAAUCUCCUAAAGUUGAAGAGAAAGAUGAUGGAGUUAUUCAGGAUGAAGCACCAAUCGAAGAUACUAGAGAAGACAAAGAAACAGAUUCUUAUGCAUCUUUGACAUAUGAACCUCCUACAGUUGAAGAGAAAGACGAUGCAACUAUUCAGAAUGAAGCACCAAUUGACUAUUCUAGUAAAGACAAAGAGACAGAUGCUUAUGUGUCCUUGACAUAUGAACCUCCCAAAGAAGAUUCUGCUGUUCAAGUUGAAGCACCAAUAGAAGAUUCUGCUGUUCAAGCUGAAGCACCAAUAGAAGAUUCUGCUUUGGAGUUCGAAUCGCAAUUGUCCAAGUUCUUUGACACGCUAAAUAUUAAGCCAUUCUGGUGUACCAAGUAGUAUACAUUUAAUGGCCUGUCUGUACAGCAAACACCAUAUCAUAACACCCAAAGAAUAGGAACAAGGAGACUAAGAUUGCAAUAUCUGGAGAGGGAAAGUGAUUCAUAUGGAGAAGUGUUUCCCGAAAAAAAAAUCCAUUCAGAGAAAAAAUAAACACAGGUAUACAUUAUUGGGACAUUGUUUCCAACAAAUCAAAGUAUUAAGGAGGUUAGUUAAGACAUUUUUUAAUUCCUUGAAUUACACAUAGAGUCAUUGUCAAGACAGCUAGGUCACAAAUACAGGGAUUAAGUUCAUAUUAUAAAAGUAUAGGCUCAGCAGUUUGUGAAGAUCUCUUAUAUACAAUAUUGACUACUUUGCCUCCAUCCAAAGCAAGUCGAUGUCACCUUUUCUUACAUAUGCUAGAAAAGUACUUGAUUUGUCUCUCUUUAUUGCUGGUGGUUCUUUUUUAUUGUCAAAAGUCUGACUGCUGUGAUGAGACUCAGAAUUUGUUGAAAGUUUGACACCUUGAUGAAACCGUCAACAGUAAUGUUGACCCUGAGCGGUUACCUGAGCAGUCUCUUCAUGCUUCUUCUAGUUUUCAUAUUUUGAAAGGCUUGUGAAAUUAAUGUUUAACUGCAAUGAACCUUUCAACAAAUAAUUUGGUGAUUUUUCAAAUAUUGAAAUAGCUGGAAAGGAGACAUAGGAUACAAAUAACUGACACAGCUGUCUGGAAUGAGGUGUUGUUGAUUCGUUGAUUAAUUUUCUUCUCAACUACUUGAUAUCAAAUCCAUCUAAUUUCAUUCCAGCACAAUCAGUACUUUGGAAAUUCUUAUUCCUUAAUCUCUUGCAUAUACUAGAAAAACACACAUAAUUUUUCUCUUUUGUUAUUGGUGUUUUUACAACAUCAUACCCAGUGAAAUCCCAUUGUUGGUGUUUUUAAGAUGUAGAAAAAGUCUUCUGCUGUGAUGAUACCCAGAACUUGUUGAAAGUUUGACACCUUGAUGAAACUGUCAACAGUAAUGUUGACACUGAGCGGUUACCUGAGCAGUCAUAUCUUCAUGCUUCUUCUAGUUGUCAUAUUUUGAAAUACUUGUGAAAUGGAUGUUUAACUGCACUGCACCUUUCAACCAAUAGUAGUCUAAAUUUUGGUGAUGCUUUAAAUAUUGAAUAGUCAGAAAGGAGACAUAAGGUACAAAUAAUUGGCACAACCUUCUGGAAUGAGGUGUCGAUUGAUUUUAUCUCAAUUCUCACCUGCUUGAUUUUAAAGCCAUCUAAGUUCAUUCAGCACGAUCAGUGUUUUGUGAAUUUUAUCCUCUUAAUCUCUUAAAUGUAUUAGAAAAACGAACUUAGUUUUUCUCUUUUGUUUGUUGUUUUUUUUAAGAUGUUGAAAAAGUCGUCUGCUGUGAUGAUACUCAGAACUUGUUGAAAGUUUGACACCUUGAUGAAACCGUCAACAGUAAUGUUGACCCUGAGCGGUUACCUGAGCAGUCAUAUUUUAUCCUUCCUUUUUUAGUUUUCAUUUGAAAUGCUUCUGAAAUACAUGUUCAAUUGAAACCCAUGUUUCAAUAAAUAAGUCCGUCUUUGAUGAAUCUUUGAAUAUUGAAAGAUAUAGAGGAUCUAUAUAAAAGACCCUACUAAUUUUGAAUUGAGUCAUUGACUUUCUUCUCUAUAAUCUAACCUCAAACCACCUAAGUUCCUUAUGCUCAAUAAUUCUUAUCCCCCUUCUUUCUAACCUAUUCAAUAAAAACACAUAAUUUGGUUCUCUUCUUGGUUAGUGUUGCUUUUGUAUUACCACAAGCGGGGACUGCUGUGAUGAAACUUGGAUUAUGUCGAAAGUUUCUAUACUUGGUGAAACCGUCAACAGUAAUGUUGAUCCUGAGCGGUUACCUGAGCAGUCAUAUCUUAAUCAAUUUCUUCUUCUAUUUUUCAUUUUGCAAAGCUUGUGAAUGAUGUCCAAUUGCAAGAUAUGUUUCAACAAAAUACACAUGGUUUCUGAUGGAUCCAAAUGAUUUUGCUGUUGAAAUUCUGGUUGAGGUUCUUGCUUCACUAGUUUACCCAUUAACACUUACGACCAUUUUUCUGCGAGGGUCAUCAUUAGAAAUUUAUUUUUAUUCCCCCCCCCCCCCUUAUUUUCCCACUGAAUUAUUCCUCAUUAAAUGUAAUUUUUAUUAUUAAAUCUGGUUGCUGUGAUGAAAAUUCAGCUUUUGAAAGUCGUAAGGCUUGAAGAUGCAUCGACAGUCAUGUCGAUUCUGAGCGGUUACCUGAGCAACGUCACCUUCCUUGCUAUUCUUUAAGUUUCAUACUGUCUGUCAUUCCUCUUCUCAUAAUCCCCCCUUCCACUGUGAUAUAUGAUAUGGUUGUGGCUCGUUGAAUUAUGCAAUGUGCUCUUAUUUUUAAAUCAUGCAACGUAUUUGGUGCAUUUGUAGGUUCUAGUUUUUGAGGAUAGGUGAAAUAUUUUCUCGUUUUCUCAAAUUUGUUUGUGUGGCCUUCUUAGUGCUUCUUACAUUUUAGGACUUGGAAGGGACGCUAUCUGGUGAAUUUUAGCUUUCGUUGUAUACCUGAACUUAUCGACAUCCAAAUGCUUCAUGUAUAUGAGAUUUUCUCGUAGCUUAGACUAAAGAUAUUCGCAAGCUAUGGAAAA
Solanum lycopersicum (tomato) is the source of this 4140-nucleotide messenger RNA. RefSeq lists its product as uncharacterized. The record is from RefSeq and is a predicted model, not a curated record. Gene Ontology annotation, cellular component: thylakoid; chloroplast thylakoid membrane. NCBI's taxonomy places the organism in Eukaryota, Viridiplantae, Streptophyta, Magnoliopsida, Solanales, Solanaceae.